GUCAAAAUCUUAACAGGCUCAUACCCCUAUACUGGUAUAUUACACUAGUGCCAUAAAUGGAUUCUUUAUGACCUGAGAGACAACGUUAACAUGGAAGACAGUGCUAAUGAACAGUUUAUGCGACGUGCAAUAGAGCUGAGCGCACGUGGCGCCACGUUGGGGGACGGAGAGCCUUUUGCUGCAGUGAUUGUGAAGGACGGCGAGAUCAUAGGAGAAGGUUGGAACCACAUCAUAGUGGACCAUGACCCCUCCGCUCACGGCGAGGUAGUGGCCAUCAGAAACACGUGCAGGAAGUUGAAGACACGUGACCUGACCGGAUGUGACAUCUAUACCAGCUGUGAGCCGUGCGCCAUGUGUGCUGCCUUGAUUGCUAUGACUGGAAUUCAGCGGAUAUUCUAUGGUACCACCUUGGAGGCAGUGAAGCCUCACUUCAGCGUUGAUUACACUGCAACAUACCAGAAUCUUCAUCUUCCUGUACAUCAGCGACAUCUACCGGCAAGACAACUACUAGCCGAGGAAGCGUACGCGGCAGUCAGUCAUACUUUUCCUAUAAAAGAGAAGCCGGACGCGGACGUUUGACAUUUUUUUUUUCAAAAAUUAAAAAGAUUAAUAAAUAUGCUCAUAGUCCAGUAUGAUUUUAUCAUAUUACAAUGUGCCAUGGAACACAUUGUAAUUUGGACUAGCGAAUAAGGGGAUAACAACUGUUCGCAAUUUAGCCAUAUUUUACUAUAAAUGCAUUAUAAGCAGCUCAUCGAAAUAUAAUA
Messenger RNA from Lingula anatina, 764 nucleotides. RefSeq lists its product as uncharacterized. Lineage: Eukaryota; Metazoa; Brachiopoda; Lingulata; Lingulida; Lingulidae. Gene Ontology annotation, biological process: purine nucleoside catabolic process. Gene Ontology annotation, molecular function: guanosine deaminase activity; zinc ion binding. The record is from RefSeq and is a predicted model, not a curated record.